Molecule: messenger RNA, 1698 nt
Organism: Brassica napus (rape)
Lineage: Eukaryota; Viridiplantae; Streptophyta; Magnoliopsida; Brassicales; Brassicaceae
Exons: 6
Coding region: 762-1598 (278 amino acids)
Source: RefSeq, a predicted model, not a curated record
AAAAAUGAUGAAACGAGUGAUCAAUGGAGGUGGAAGAAACGAUCAAUAUUCUUCGAUUUACCGUACUGGAAGGAUUUGCCGGUGCGUCACAACAUCGACGUCAUGCACGUGGAAAAGAACUUGUCUGAUGCAUUAUUAUCAACGCUGAUGCAGAGUGCUAAGUCAAAAGAUGGCCUCAAAGCGAGACAGGACUUAGAAGAUAUUGGAAUCCGGAAAAACUUGCACACACAGGUACGGGGAAAGAGAUUCUACUUGCCUCCAGCAACUUAUUGGCUCAGUAAGGAAGAGAAAAAGAUAUUUUGUCAAAGGUUGUCUGCGUUUAGAGGCCCUGACGGCUACUGCGGGUUGCUUCCAAGAGGACCAAGAGUGGCAGUAACUCGAGUAUGUAACUACUUCAACAGAUUGUGUCAGCGUGCUAUUGACGCGGAGAAGCUGAUAACUUUGGAAAAUGAGUUUGUGGAGACAAUGUGCCAACUCGAGCGGUUCUUUCCUCCAUCGCUCUUCGAUAUCAUGUUCCACCUUCCUUUACACCUAGCAAGAGAGGCACGUUUGGGAGGUCCUGUGCACUUUCGUUGGAUGUAUCCGUUUGAGAGAUACAUGAAAACACUCAAGGCAUAUGUAAAGAAUUUUGCUAGGCCAGAAGCAUGUAUGGCUGAGGGGUACUUAGCUGGAGAAUGCAUAGCCUUUUGUUUAGAGUUCCUAAAGAAUUCUGUACCCGUUGAAGAAGUACUUAACCGUAAUGAGAUAUUCAGUCUGAUGGAAUGGUUCUUGAAGGUCGACCACUGCAAAAGGGAACAGAGCUUAUUCUUUCAGAGAAAGAUAGAGACAUAGCACAUCGAUAUGUUUUGAUGAAUAUGGCUAUUAUGGAUCCCUAUGUUGAGAAGCACUUACAAGAACUGCAAGAUAAUGAUGUUCGAUUAGCAACAAAUGAAACUUUGUUAUGGAAGCAUCACACCCAACAAUUUGCUGAAUGGGUGAAGAAUAAGAUACCUUCUAACUCAAAGGAGCAUUCUACGAAGCUGAGGUGGUUGGCCUUUGGACCAAGGUUUACUGCUCAUACCAAUAAAGGUUUUGUCAUUAACGGGAACCGAUUUCACAUACAAUCCGUUAAGCGAAAGACUCAGAAUAGUGGAGUCACUUACGAAGCUUUCAGCAUGUGUAGAUCUUCUGCAAGAGAUACAAGACAUACAGCCGAUAUGGUCACAUAUUAUGGAGUGAUAACAGAGAUCAUUCUUCUCGAUUACCACAUGUUCAGCGUUCCUUUAUUCAAGUGUAAUUGGGCGAACAGAGGCUACGGUGUUAAGGAAGAAGAUGGUUUCACCCUUGUCAAUCUUCAUGUCAACCAAACGCCAUAUUUACAAGAUCCAUACAUUCUACCAUCACAAGCAAAACAGGUAUUUUACUCUAGAGAAGAUGAAGAAUCGCCUUGGUAUGUUGUUAUGAGAGCACCACCGAGAGGAUAUCAUGAACUCGAGACAGAGGAAGACGUUGUCGGAGCACCAUUACUCGCACAGGAAUUUGAUGAUACAGAGCAAUUGUCUGAUGAUGAAAGUUUUUGUGUUAGAGAUGAUUGUGAUGGAAUUAUAGUUGCUGAUUGAUUUUUUUUGCAUGGAAAAUUUGUGAGAAUUGAAUAUAUUUUUUAUUUUCGAAUAUUUUAAUUUUCUUCGAAUUUUAAUUAGAAUUAAUUUUUAUUUUACA